UUUCCCCCCUUUUCUCUCGCAGGAAUCAGCGGGAAUUUCUCCCAUCCCGGAAUUUCCUUCUCCUUCCACACAUCCUUCGAGGGUUCAUUCCUGGAUUCCUUCCGGCUGGAAGUGUCGGAAUUCCCGGAUUUCCGCAUCCGCCGCCAUUCCAUCCCUCCCUUCAUCCCCCUGCAGCUCCUGGCCCGGCGCUUCCUGCCCCGACAGCUCCGGGAGUUCCUGGUGCUUCUGUUCCAGCACCUCAACGCCUUCGUGGCGCGCAGGGAGCAGCUCCGGCAGCUCCGGGAGGAAUUUUCCGAGUUCAUCCAAGGAAUUCCCUCCCACAAUUCCCUCUUCAACCUCCUGAGCUUCCGCUACCGAAUUCCCGGGAAAAUCCCCCGGCAAUUCCCGGAAUUCCGAGCGCGGCUUCGCUACCGGGACCCCCUGCGGAGCCUCCCCAGCGACGUCACCGUCACCACCCCCGAGGGAAGUGCGGCUCCCCCGGAGCACUCGGAGCUGUUCCGGAGCCUCUCCCUGGCCGGAGCCUUCCGGGCCCUGCGGAACCUU
Cyanistes caeruleus (blue tit) is the source of this 543-nucleotide messenger RNA. NCBI's taxonomy places the organism in Eukaryota, Metazoa, Chordata, Aves, Passeriformes, Paridae. The record is from RefSeq and is a predicted model, not a curated record.